CAGGUGGCCUCUGGGUUGCUGGGCACGGCGUUCUGCAGCUCGGUCUACGACCAGCUCCUGCCUCGUGUCGCACUGGAGGCGGGAGCGCUGGAGUCCUGGUACCUCGGGUGGCUGCCCGCGGCAUUCCCUUUGGCGGACCCGGCGUCCGACUUGUUCCUCUCCACGUAUCUGGGCGUCCGGAUAGACGCUUGCGGGGGCGCGGACGGCUUCGGCCUGCGGGACUCGUACAGGCUGCCUCUGCUGUACGGUUACACGUGCUUGAUUAUG
This is a messenger RNA of Prorocentrum cordatum, 267 nucleotides long. Lineage: Eukaryota; Dinophyceae; Prorocentrales; Prorocentraceae. The record is from the annotation of a GenBank genome assembly.